CCGUGAGGAGGGGGCGGCCCGGCGGACCCUCGGGCGGCGCCGCGUUCCCUCAAGGGCUGUCGAAGCUCCGGGGCCGGCCAUGGCCGCCGCGCUGCCCUGAGAGGACGUCCGGGCUUUGGGGGCGUUUGCGGGUUUUGGCUUUUUUUUAAAAAAAAAUAUUUUUAUUAUUAUAAUUUUUUUAAUAAUUAUUUUUGAAUUCCUUAGCUCUCUUCCCGUUGUGUUUUGGGGUUUUGCCCCUCACGGCUGGGAGCUCCCCCCCCCCGCCUGCCCGACGUCCCCUUCCCGCAGGGCAUGUCCCGGUCCAACAGCGUCAGCCCCCCGGGCUUCGGCGGCCCCGCGCCCUGGGCGGCCACCGAGCAGCACCGCUCGGCCUGGGGCGAGGCGGAGGCGCGGGCCAAUGGCUACUCCUACCCGCCGCCUCCCAACAGGUCCUCGGGCAAGAAGGCCUCCCGCAUGGCGAGCAGGUGGCGGAGCGAGGAAGACUACGAGCCCCAGGCGAGCCGGAGCCGCGGGGAGAGCGGCUGCAAGAUGAUGAUGAGCUUUAGGUCCAAAUCCGCCUGGCAGGAGCGCGGUGACGAAAGCCGACGUCACCGGUCCCGCCACCCGCCCGGCGGUGAUUCCCCCGCUGCCCCCAACAAUGCCAGCCCCCGGGAGCAGGGGGAGGUACGGCCCCGCUCGGUGGAGUUGGGGUUGGAGGAGAAACGCAUCAAGGCCAAGAUCGAGGAGCUGGAGGAGGAGGACGGGGACGAGGGGGACUCCGAGGUGGCCUUCUCCAUGGGCAGCUGUUGCAGCAGCCUGCUGCAAAUCUUCAGGUCCAAGAAGUUCCAGUCGGAGAAACUGGAGCGCCUCUAUCAGCGCUACUUCUUCCGACUCAACCAGAGCAGCCUCACCAUGCUCAUGGCCGUGCUGGUGCUGGUCUGCGUGGUCAUGCUGAUCUUCCACGCCGUGCACGGCCACUAUGAGGUGUCCUACGUCGUGGUGCUCUCCCUGGCCAUCCUGCUGAUGGUGGUGCUGUGCAUGGUGUGCAACCGCAACGACUUCCACCAGGACCACAUGUGGCUGGCGUGCUACUCUGUCAUCCUGGUCAUCUUGGCUGUGCAGGUGGUAGGGGUUCUGCUGGUGUGGCCCAGGAGCGCCUCAGAAGGCAUCUGGUGGACCGUCUUCUUCAUCUACAGCAUCUACACGCUACUGCCGGUGCGGAUGAGGGCUGCGGUUAUCAGUGGAGUAGUGCUGUCCGCCAUCCACCUGGCCGUCUCCCUCAAGAUCAACGCAGAGGAUAAGUUCCUCCUCAAGCAGCUGGUCUCCAAUGUUCUCAUCUUCUCCUGUACAAACAUUGUAGGCGUGUGUACCCACUACCCAGCAGAGGUGUCAAGACAGGCUUUCCAGGAGACCAGGGAAUGCAUACAAGCCAGGCUGCAUUCUCAAAGGGAAAACCAGCAGCAGGAGCGUCUCCUGCUCUCUGUACUUCCUCGACAUGUUGCCAUGGAGAUGAAAGCUGACAUUAAUGCCAAGCAGGAAGAUAUGAUGUUUCAUAAGAUCUACAUCCAGAAGCAUGACAAUGUCAGCAUCCUCUUUGCAGACAUAGAGGGGUUCACAAGUCUGGCCUCCCAGUGCACUGCUCAGGAGCUGGUCAUGACGCUGAACGAGCUCUUUGCCAGAUUUGAUAAACUAGCAGCUGAGAACCACUGUUUACGUAUCAAGAUCCUGGGUGAUUGCUAUUACUGUGUGUCUGGGUUGCCAGAAGCAAGAGCUGAUCAUGCACACUGCUGUGUUGAAAUGGGAAUGGAUAUGAUAGAGGCCAUCUCAUUAGUCCGGGAGGUGACAGGAGUAAACGUCAACAUGAGGGUUGGAAUCCACAGUGGGAGAGUUCACUGUGGGGUCUUGGGCCUUAGGAAGUGGCAGUUCGAUGUGUGGUCAAAUGACGUUACAUUAGCCAACCACAUGGAAGCAGGGGGCAAAGCUGGGCGCAUCCACAUAACAAAAGCAACCCUGAACUAUCUCAAUGGAGACUACGAGGUGGAGCUGGGCUUUGGAGGGGAACGCAAUGCUUAUCUGAAAGAGCACAGUAUUGAGACCUUCUUGAUUGUACGAUGCAGCCAGAAACGGAAAGAUGAGAAAGCCACGAUAGCCAAGAUGAACCGGCAGCGCACCAACUCCAUCAGCCAUAACCCGCAGCAUUGGGGUGUUGACCGGCCCUUUUACAACCACCUCGGAGCUCACCAGGUCUCCAAGGAGAUGAAAAGAAUGGGUUUUGAGGACCCCAAGGACAAGAAUACACAGGAAAGUAUGAACCCAGAAGAUGAAGUGGAUGAGUUUCUGGGCCGGGCCAUUGAUGCCAGAAGUAUUGAUCGAUUACGCUCUGAGCAUGUGCGCAAGUUUCUCUUAACAUUCAGGGAGCCUGACCUGGAGAAAAAGUACUCCAAGCAGGUGGAUGACAGGUUUGGAGCCUAUGUGGCUUGUGCCUCCCUAGUCUUCCUCUUCAUCUGCUUUGUUCAGAUCAUUAUCGUGCCACACUCUACGUUUAUGCUGGGUUUUUACCUGACCUGUUUCCUGAUCUUGACCACGGUGGUGUUUGUUUCCAUCAUUUACUCCUGUGUAAAGCUUUUCCCAGCACCACUCCAGACUCUUUCUAAGAAGAUUGUACAGUCCAGGACCAAUAGUACCUUAGUCGGAGUCUUUGCCAUUAUCCUGGUUUUUCUCUCUGCCUUUGUCAACAUGUUCAUGUGCAGCACAGUGGAUCUUGCCAGCUGCAUGGCUGCAGAAUACAACAUCACCCCUGACCAGGUGGACAUAUGCCUUAUCAGCAACCUGACUUCCAACUACAGCCUGGGCACAUUGCAGGGAUUCUGUGACAGUCCUUUGCCCAACUGCAACUUUCCAGAGUACUUUACCUACAGUGUCUUAUUGAGUCUCCUGGCCUGCUCUGUGUUCCUUCAGAUCAGCUGUAUUGGAAAACUGAUCCUUAUGUUAAUCAUUGAAUUUAUCUAUGUUCUCAUUGUGGAAGUGCCAGGGGUGAACCUUUUUGACAAUGCAGAUCUCCUGGUUACAGCUAACACCUACAUGUCAACAAAUUCAACGUUACCAUGCUCUCCAGCAAUGACACGAGUUGCACUGAAGAUCGUUACCCCUGUCAUCAUUACGGUCUUUGUCCUGGCACUGUACUUGCAUGCCCAGCAAGUGGAAUCCACUGCAAGGCUUGACUUCCUCUGGAAACUCCAGGCCACUGAAGAGAAAGAAGAGAUGGAGGAGCUGCAGGCCUAUAACAGACGCCUCCUCCACAACAUUUUGCCGAAGGAUGUGGCAGCCCAUUUCUUGGCUCAGGAGCGGCGCAAUGAUGAACUGUACUACCAGUCCUGUGAGUGCGUGGCUGUCAUGUUCGCCUCCAUCAGCAACUUCUCCGAGUUUUACGUGGAGCUGGAGGCCAACAAUGAGGGGGUGGAGUGUCUGAGGCUGCUCAAUGAGAUCAUCGCCGAUUUUGAUGAAAUAAUAAGUGAAGACCAAUUUCGGCAGCUGGAGAAGAUCAAAACAAUUGGCAGUACAUAUAUGGCUGCGUCAGGCCUCAACGACUCCACUUACGACAAGGAAGGGAAGACGCAUAUCAAAGCUCUGGCUGAUUUUGCCAUGAGGCUAAUGGACCAAAUGAAAUACAUUAAUGAACAUUCAUUCAACAACUUCCAGAUGAAGAUAGGCCUCAAUAUUGGUCCUGUGGUCGCUGGGGUGAUCGGGGCACGUAAGCCCCAGUAUGACAUAUGGGGAAACACAGUGAAUGUAGCCAGCCGAAUGGACAGCACAGGGGUGCCCGACAGGAUUCAGGUAACCACAGACAUGUACCAGGUUUUAGCAGCCAACAACUAUCAGCUGGAAUACCGAGGGGUCAUUAAGGUCAAAGGCAAAGGAGAAAUGACCACCUACUUCCUAAAUGAAGGGCCUCCAAUUAGUUAGCACUAACUGCAGCAUCGCUCAAAGAUGGAAUCUGCAUUGCAGAAGAUUGUGAAGAAUCACCUUUUGGCAGCGCAUCUAAAAUGUAAAGCGGUUGCAGUUUCACACAGAGACUCUUAGAGCUGGUAUCAGCAAACUCUUUGGCCACCUGUCCCCAAAGGCAACGGAGAGAAACCACCUGGGAUUUGCUCCUGGCUGAAUGCUAAACCGACCAAAGAUGUGUACUACAGCAUUCACAGAUGAGAUGUGAAUUUGGAGUUUUUACAAAGGCUGCUACUGCAGGAUGAUCUAAGAAGCUAUUUAAAUAUUUAUUGACGCAACACAACAUAUACUUGGUUGAAGGAAUGUAUGAUUCACUACAAAGCAUUGUUUUGGAAUGGAUUUGCACUCCCAUAACGUUUCCAUCCCAUACUGCCAGCUAUUUGAAGUGUACCACUGUGCUUUUAUUAGCUGUUUUGAAUGGGCUUUCAAAAUUGACACCCACUGUCGCAGCACACAAAAAGGCCUUUUAGAAUGGCGUCGUCGAUGUUUUAGUGCGAAAAGACGUUUCAGCCCCGGCCUUCUUUUCUCCCUUCUUUUACAUGGCUCAGUGACUGCUCUUCUGAGCAGGGCUGGCACAUCCUACGCUGGGGAAGACUGAAAUCAAGCAAGAAGGUUCUACAGACGUAUUUAUUAAGAAGUCUUCUGUGCUCAUCCUUGGUAUCUAUCAGUUUACAUGGGAAAGACUAAAUGUAAACAAGAGACACGUGGUGGGAGAGAACUCCCCUGAAAUCUGUUGUGGGUUGGUUCUUUUCUUUUUGUUGUUGUUAUUUUUUCGGUUGGGUUUUUGUUUUGUUUUUGUUUUUUUUUAUUUUAUUUUGUAAUAUUGAAAACAUGGAGAUCUAACAAAUACCAAAUUCUAUAUUUUGUAAAUGAUAUAUAAAUGAGAAGGCAGGCUGUCUGCACCAAGGUGUGGUGGGAGGUGUAAAUAACCUGUUAGACUUCGGUGUAAUUUGUUGUGCAUAAUACUCUGACCACAGACUUGGCAGUUUUCAGAUUAUCACUAUACAGUCCAACAACAGCAGGUGAGGUUCCGGGCUGAAUCAGAUGCAUUUUAAAAGGAAAAUCCAGAAAAAUCUGCAAUCCAACUCAGAAGAGGGAAAAAAAAAACAAAACAAAACAAACCCAACAAGGCACACAAUGCAGCGUUCACACAGAGGGUGGCAUCUUAACAAAUGGAAACAGGACUGACUUGAUGAGCUUUAGCUAAUGAGACGGUAUCUGUCAAGCACGGUAAAAAGCUCUGAGCAAACCUUCUAAUUAACUGUAAUGGGAGCUCUCAUGAGGAAAAAAAAAAAAGAAAUCUGAACUUCUAUUUGAAAAAAAGCAUUUUUCAGAGAUGGAUGAAUAGGAUCUGAUGCUAUGAGAGAUGUCUGAUAUUGUAACUGCCAUUUGACAUUGCGAAGAACGAUGUACUGCAGCAUAGAGCUGACUUUCCUGUAGUAAGCACUUAUUUAAACUGUCACAUAUUUUCCAUUUUCAGGAGUUAUUUAGCUGAUCUUCAAAAAGAGGCUUUGAUGGCAAAUGUGUGUAUGAGACGAGUGACCUUAAAAUACAGUGCCGUUGAUAUUGUGUCCGACAUCUUUAUCACUUAGCGGGGGUUUAUGAAUAGUUCACUGUUACCAUUUAUGUACCUUUUCUAGCUACGAAAGAAAAAAUCCCUUGAUAUUUUAUUAAAGAAAAGAUAAGAUUUUAAAAAGUUCUAUUUUUUAUAUUCUAUGAGGGGCGAGUUUUGAUAUUGAAUUUGGCUAGCGCUAAAAGUGGCUCCAAUCUUUUGACGUUUAAUAAAGUUCUUUUCCACUCUUCUCAGGGCAGAAUUAUUGUAGUACUAACAGCUUCAUGGUUGCACUGUGGUGGUAAUUUAUUUUUUUCCUACUUGACAACAAGAAUAAGUAAAAAUCCAUGGGUCUUUCUUAAUUAAGUUGCCAUAUUGCUAAGCAUAACCCUAGCAUUAAGCCAUUUAAGUGCGAAGCUUAAAUGGCACUGCCCCCUUCCUUCCCCUUCCACUAGGAAACAUCUCUGAAAAGUAUAGUAUAUUGACUUCUGUAAAACUGCCAAGUCUGCCCUUGUACUAUACUUUUGCUCCUUGACAUCCCUCCUGGUUCACAGAAUACUUACGUUGCAUCACACCAUCACGCAUUUCUUUCCCCCUUUCACCUUCCACCCCCUUGAUCCCCUCACUCAGCUCCAUUACCUCCGUGCCAUACACUCAUUUUUAGGUUUGCUUUCUGCUUUACAAACGUCUGCAGUCUUCUUAACUUUUGAUUCAUCUUACGAGGUCGUGUUGUCAAUGAAAUAUCAAGUCCCCAGUAUCUCUAGCUGUGAUUGUUGACAGUGUGUCAUGAUCAUUUCAAGGGGUAUUCACACACUCUUUACUCUGGAUCUUGCAAAAAUGGAUACAGUUAUGAUUUCCCAUGGAAAUUGAAAUCUAUUUAAGUAAUUUAACUAUAUUAAACACUGUUUCACUGGUAAA
This is a messenger RNA of Coturnix japonica (Japanese quail), 6451 nucleotides long. RefSeq names its product adenylate cyclase 5 (gene ADCY5). NCBI's taxonomy places the organism in Eukaryota, Metazoa, Chordata, Aves, Galliformes, Phasianidae. The record is from RefSeq and is a predicted model, not a curated record. Gene Ontology annotation, molecular function: adenylate cyclase activity. Gene Ontology annotation, cellular component: plasma membrane. Gene Ontology annotation, biological process: adenylate cyclase-activating G protein-coupled receptor signaling pathway; intracellular signal transduction; cAMP biosynthetic process.